UCGGAGGGCGUGCACACCCACUGCUCGGGCGGGCCCCUAAGCGACCAGGCAAGCGAGCAAGCAAGCAAGCAAGCAAGCGAAAGCCUUGAGCUUUUUUGGACAGCCGAUCUGGAUCCGGGGCCGGCCUCCCCGUCCAGCUUGCUUGGCGAGGCCCGCUCGCCUUUUUCUCCAUGCAAUGCACCGCCUCCCUUAGCGCGAUGCAGCGGGCCGGAGGAGGAGCGGCGGCGGCGGCCGCGGAGCCCGGAGGCGGCGGAGGCGGCGAAGCGGUUGCAGCGGCAGCGGCCUCGUACCGGGUGCUGAGCCGCUUGCUGGGCUACGGCGGGGCCGAGUCAGCCGCAGCCGGGUUGGCGCUCGGCGGAGCCGUCGGGGAAAGCUCCGCUGCCGUCGCCGGUGAUCGUGGAAGGGCAGGCGGGCUCCGAGGCUCGCAGCUCCUGGUCUUCCGCCCCGGCGAAGCGGGAGAGCCGUCGGGGGUUUCCCCAUCCGCCUGCUUGCCCACGCCUUCGAUGCCUCGACAGCCCUCGGAGCUGCUGUGCGCCAGGCACAGGUGCGCUCUCCUGGACGCGCCGAAAGGCGAGCCUGGAGGGAGACGAUGCUGGAGCGGGGCGGCUGGCGGCCUUCUCUUCCCCCCGGGAGCCGGCCUGGAGUUGCAGCUGGCCGCCUUGGGGCUACACCAGGCUCCCCCGACGGCCCCGGGAGGGCCGGGCAAGCCUCCCGGAGAUUGCCCGUGCCUGAGCCUCUUGCCUCCGCCGCCUCUGGCCCCGCCGCCCACGAUGCCCUUGUUGCCCCCGGGGGAAGAGACCAGCGACGCUCUGCUCGUGUUAGAAGCUCUCGGCCCCGACGAGGAAGACGAAGAGGAGGUGGAAGCGGCUGUCGGGCAGGCAGAUUCCUCCAGCCCGGUCGUCGCGGCGGGUAGCCGCUUUCAAGCACCCGCUGCUGCAACCACCACUACUACCCCGGUUUCUGCUCCUCCACCACCUCCGGCAGGCCCGGUGCCCGCCGUCGGAGUCAACCGCCCGAACUCCUCCUCCGCCCCCUCGAGGAAAGGCUCCUUGAAGAUUCGCCUGAGUCGCCUUUUCCGCACCAAAAGCUGCAGCGGAGCGUCGUGCAACCCAACAACCCCCGCUGGUGCACGUCGGGCCGGGGAGAGGGAGCUGCUGCAAGCCGCUGCCCCACGAGCCACCUCCGGCACGGCAGGGAGCCUCCCCGAUGUGUCCCACCCUGGGUGUCGGGAGCAAGAGUCGGGCAGAAAACAGAGAUUGAUGCGAACGCAAAGUGCCUUUUCUCCAGUUGCUUUCGGUCCCCUCUUCACGGGUGAGACAGUGUCUUUGGUUGAUGUCGACAUCUCCCAGCGCGGUCUGACGUCCCCACACCCUCCGACACCGCCACCUCCCCCACGGCGAAGCCUCAGCCUUUUGGACGAUAUCAGUGGGACACUGCCUACAUCUGUCUUAGUGGGUCCGAUGGGGUCUUCGUCCCUCCAGUCUUUUCCUCUGCCUCCGCCGCCUCCGCCGCACGCCCCGGAUGCGUUUCCCCGGAUCAUCCCGAUCAGAGCACCAGAAGCGGUACACAGCCAACCUGCACAGCACCUCCAGUGCCCUCUCUACCGGCCUGACUCGAGCAGUUUUGCAGCUAGUUUGCGAGAGCUAGAAAAAUGUGGUUGGUACUGGGGACCAAUGAACUGGGAAGAUGCUGAAAUGAAGUUGAAAGGGAAACCUGACGGGUCCUUCUUGGUUCGUGACAGCUCCGAUCCUCGGUACAUCCUGAGCCUCAGCUUUCGAUCACAGGGUAUAACCCACCACACCAGAAUGGAGCAUUAUAGAGGGACCUUCAGCCUUUGGUGCCACCCCAAGUUUGAAGACCGCUGCCAGUCCGUAGUGGAGUUCAUCAAGCGUGCCAUCAUGCACUCGAAAAAUGGGAAGUUCCUUUAUUUCCUGCGAUCCAGGGUUCCAGGUCUCCCUCCGACCCCUGUCCAGCUCCUCUAUCCCGUCUCUAGGUUCAGCAACGUUAAAUCGCUACAGCACCUUUGCCGCUUCCGGAUAAGGCAGCUGGUCCGCAUCGAUCACAUUCCAGAACUACCGCUCCCCAAGCCUCUGAUCUCGUACAUCCGCAAAUUCUACUACUACGACCCCCAGGAGGAGGUGUAUCUCUCCCUGAAGGAAGCUCAGCUUGUUUCCAAACAGAAGCAAGAGGCAGAGUCUUCAACGUAGCGAGGGCCCCCCCUCCCUCCUUGCUGCUGUCACCAAUGGAAUUCGGUCACCAGUAUCCUGUCGCUGUGGAAGCUGCGUUGGAGACGACUCCCGGCGUUUGCUUUCUGGCUGUUUCUUGGCCUCCAAAGAGGACCCAGGGCUUGAAAAGAAAGCACAGCUGUGCGCAGAGAAACAGGAGCCAUGGCCCCCAUCUGGUUCCAUAACGAUAUUUUGGAAUCUGCCGAAAACUGGACUACAAGCUCCUGGAAACAUGGAGAAUGUCAUGAUAUUUUUCUUCUUAAAUUUAUAUUUUUUGGUGCUUCCCUCCCCCUCCCUCCCCUUUCUUCCAGCAUGGGAAAUAGUGAGCCGAUUUUUACAUUUUGUUGACCUGUCUGGCAUUUUGGGGCUGGGGGUGAGCUUUUGGGGGCUGGGGUUGAAGGUGCCGCAGACUCUUGAGACUUAGCGAGCAAGAAAACAAACAAACCCCUGUGUUUCCCUGUCAAAUUGUCCUUGUGGGAGAACACUGCUUUUACGAGCAGGGCCUGAGCCCAAGGUAUACCCUUGAUAUAUAUAUCAAGCUGUUGUGUUGGGGAUGUAAGGCCAAAGGCAGAGGGGAGCAGAGAGAGGGGGUGGGGAGGGCAGCGAAUGAUGAGCUGUGCUGUGGCUUCCUGCUCCAUAAGGAAGGCUGGGAUGGAGGAGCAAUCAGCCUGUUCAAACAAUGGAAAACCACCAUGGCAUUUUAAGGCGUGUUGGCUGGCCCUGGCCAGCUGGGCCAAAACGCUGUUGCCUUCUUUCAGAUGAAAAUGGGAUGCGGAUAGCAUUGUGAAGCUUCCCCCCCCCCCCCCCACUGGAAGUGCUGUUAGCUGUCUGUCUCUACCUUUUCCCUCCCGCCGCCGCCAUUAACACGGGAGCUCCAAGCUACUGUGGUUUAUUUCCUUAUAUCAGGUGGAAGUAAGAUGCAAACUUGGGCACCUGGAGCCAGUCUCGGAGCUGCCCAUCUCAAGCUGUCGCUCCGAAGAUGACCUGCUGGAUAAGUCAGACUUGGCCAAAGGAAAUGCAUCCUUGGAGCUUCUUAAUGUGCAGAAGGGAAAUCUUCGAAGCACCUUAGCCCCAGGCCCCGCUGUGCAAGUGGGAAGGAGAGAACAAAAGUCUGGAGUGAGCUUUCCAUAGUUUCCCGUCCAAGGAAGACCCCCAUUUGUGUAGGACGGAUAUUCUCAUCUUCUAACCCUGGUGGGAAACUUGCUAAAUACAGAGAAAUAUUGUGUGUUGUCUUAAUGGUUCACCCCACAACAGCAAGGAGUGGGUUUGGUUUUAUUUAUUUUGCCAUAGCAAACUAGCUCACACCUGUUCAGAAGCGAUUUUGACAUCCCAAAGGUGCAUUUUCUUUGUGGGUUUGAUAAAUCCUCUUUCCAUGUCCAGCUAAAGGUACUUGACAUAAUUUCUUGGUGAUUUUUUUUAAAAAGCUGUGAUACCUUAAUUUAUUAUUAUUAUUAUGUUGUAAAGCUUGCUCCAUAUUCUGUGAAAAAAAAGAGUUUUACCUAGGCUCCAACCUUCACUUCCGGAAGUCUACACACUACACACUGGAGAUAGCAUAUUUCAUAGUCAUUGAGACUUUGGAAUAUACUUAAGAAGAACUAGGGGAUGGGUAGUUGAUUGUCUUCUAAAAGCUGAACCAUGAAAAGAUCGCCUCUGUUAAAAACAAAAACCCAGGGGCUUCUAAGGAAAGUGGAUCUCUCUUCUUUCCAUUCACACUUGGUGCGUUUUGAGGUGGGCUCCAAAAUUUAGUUCCUCACAACUUCUUGUGCAGGAGCUCCCAAAACAAAUACGCACCCCUGGAUCUCGUUCUCCCGCUUUGUUCUUCAACUGGCUCUUGAUUGACUACCUGGGCACCCAUGUUUGCUCUGUCCCCAAAGAAGAAUCUCUGUCGCCCAUCUUUGCACGUUUGCAAACUAAGGGAACUGGAGAUGCAUUGAGUGGCGGAACCGGUGCUCUUCCCUGGAGGUCUGUCGUCUUGCAACACACGGUUCCUACGGCAGCCGAGUCAACUUUGUGUAGACGUGAGCCAAUGAAGGUGUUGGGUGUGCCCUACAAUGGGAGAUGGGAAAGCUAUAAGAUAACUUCUGGGAACUCUUUCCAUUAACUUGUUCCUGAUAACACUGGGGAGAGGUGAGAAGAAGGACCUCGCCCUCUGCUGCAAUACAUGUGGCUGUGUUGCUUUUGGAGCUGUGCCAUUAUUUAUGGCAGCGAAUAAUGCAAUGCUGGGGGGGGGGGAAAGCUUGCUGAUGUGCAACUACUGAACACUUUCCAUGCCAGGAAUGAUCAUAAAUGAACGAGGACCCUCCUGCGUGUGCAUUUGGAUAUAGAAUGAUGCACUGGAAAGACAAUCCAUUUUGUUCUAAUGUUCUUGGAGAGCUUGUGUGUGUGCGUGUUGCUGCAAAAGAGGACUUUAAAAAGGUGCUGGAAUUAAGUUGCAUCUGCCAAAAGGAGAUAGAAGAUUCUGCUCCUACCUGCAAAAGCAUGCCGUCGCUGCCUCUCUAGUGAAUAGUGCAACGGCCUGGGGCGGCAUUGUAGGCUGUCUACAUUUUUCGUGGUUUCCCAGCUCAUCGUAUCUGCUCUCCUCAAUUGAAAUGGCACUCAUCCUGAUCCUUGGUGGACUUGGGAGAGUUUUCCCCUCUCUGUCUGUCUGUCUCUCUCUCUCUCCCUGCCCCAACACCCUGCCUUGUUUCCCACCACCCCCUUGAAAAAUGUUUGGUUCAAGGAAGAAGAGACCAAAAGGUCUCACAAACCUGCCGCCUCCAAUGGUGCUGGGGGGAAACGUUUCUUAAAAUCCCGUUCAAACACGCACAAACCGUAACCCAGUGCCGGAAGCCUGGCAUCUCCUGGGAGCCUCCCGCCAUUUUGUGGAACUUGGAACACCUCUAGAACUCUGUUGACUGACUGCUUAAAAAAUAGCAAAGGCCAAUCACGUGUAAAUAACUAGCAGGGAGUCCUGUGGCUUCCCUUGGCCGCUGUUGCGUCCACCCUUAGCCCACUGCUGUAAUGGAUUUCCUGUGAAAGGAACCUCUUUUUUUUAAUCUCUCUUCCCCUCCUCCACCCAUUUGAUUUAAAUUCUUCCCUUGUUUGGGGCUGCUUUUGAUGAGUUUUCUAUUUUGGGGAAAUGUGUGAGUCGUCGUGGAUGAGUGUCGGGCAGCGAGAGUUAAAUUCUGCACUGUAGCUUUCUGUCGUCUGUGCUCCUGGCUGAAUGGCUGCUUUGGUGUGUUUCAGACGGAGCGUCUCAUUUCCCCGUUCCUUUGUAAUGCCAGAAGGGGUAUGCGUGGGAUGAAAAAACCGUUGCACUCCGGAACAAACUCGAGUGUGUUUUUGGCUUUGCUCUCUGUCUUAGAAUCAUUUGCUCCUUUAGAAAAAUAUAUAUAUAUUUAUUUUUAUUUAUUUGUUGUGUUCAGGUUGGAGCUGGGAGUUCCUUGGCGUAUCGCCUCCAUGUGUGAGGCAGCCUUUGGACAACCUUGGUGCCAUCCACAUGUUUUAGACUACAACUCCCAUUAGUGACAGCUGCGGCUGAUGGGACUUGUAGUCCAGGGUGUCUGGAGGGGGGGGCACCAGGUUGGUGCAGGCUGCUAUAAGGUCUACAUUAUAUUUCUUACUUCAGUUAAUUCACAGCUUCUUCCUCCCAGCAUGUGGAACUAGGAAGUACACUGUGGGUACUUUUCUCACCCUUCUGGUCAGCGAUGCCUCUUGAUAAAAAUUAGAAUUUGGAGUGUGUUGGUUGGGGCAGGCAGGCUUAUCAACCAGCGCUUACUUUGGCUGUGUGGACAAACAAUAUGCCCGUAGCUUUUGAUGUUAGUCAUGGUUGGGGGAACCUCCUUAAACAGAGGACCACGUUCCCUUCUGGGCAACCCUGUGAGGGCCACAUUUCAGCGGGGGGGGGGCAGAGACAAUAAAAAAUUUAAAUUUCAGCUUUGAGCACUAGGCUGGUUUUCUACACAUACUCAAGCUUCCCCUCUCUACCCUCCAUUCAGACAAACGAGGCAUCAAGGGCACAAUCCAGUCCGAUGCUUGGGCUGUGAAGCCGGUCCAGUGAGAGGCUGUGGACUUGGGAAUCUGGAGGGCCAGGUGGAGAGGGCAGGAUUCAUCCAUCCCUGGUAUGUCCUCAGUACAUUUGCACCUUGGAUCUCAAACGCCUUUGGCUCCCGAACAAAUCGGCUGCUGAAUUCCGCAAAGCCGGAAGUGAGUGUUCCGGUUUUCGGAAGCCGAACGCCCAGCAUGGCUUCCGAUUGACUGCAGGAGCUUCCUGCAGCCAAUUGGAAGCUCCCGCCUUGGUUUCAUAACGUUUUGGAAGUCAAACGGGACUGUACAUCCAAAAUGCAAUGGAUUAAAAAUGUUACCCACUCUCCCCCUGCUGUUUAUUUAUUAUUUUUUUACUGUUGCAUAAGCGCUACUCUGGCCCACAAAGAAACCAAGUCUAGAUGCCUUUAAUAAUAAUAAUAAUAAUAAUAAUAAUAAUAAUAAUAAUAAUAAUGCUUUGGUUCUUCAAGUUUUAGGGUUUCACAGAUUUCUGCAU
This is a messenger RNA of Zootoca vivipara (common lizard), 6744 nucleotides long. It is a transcript of the gene SOCS7, whose product is annotated as suppressor of cytokine signaling 7. Gene Ontology annotation, molecular function: 1-phosphatidylinositol-3-kinase regulator activity. The record is from RefSeq and is a predicted model, not a curated record. Gene Ontology annotation, cellular component: phosphatidylinositol 3-kinase complex. Lineage: Eukaryota; Metazoa; Chordata; Lepidosauria; Squamata; Lacertidae. Gene Ontology annotation, biological process: intracellular signal transduction; phosphatidylinositol phosphate biosynthetic process.